This is a messenger RNA of Rosa chinensis, 1218 nucleotides long. RefSeq lists its product as uncharacterized. Gene Ontology annotation, molecular function: nucleic acid binding; zinc ion binding. Lineage: Eukaryota; Viridiplantae; Streptophyta; Magnoliopsida; Rosales; Rosaceae. The record is from RefSeq and is a predicted model, not a curated record. The coding region runs from base 336 to 1025 and encodes 229 amino acids. The transcript is spliced from 2 exons.
UCUUCUAAGGUGGGCCCCGCAGGGCCACUUCGGAUUUCAGGGUGAAAUUCGGGGCGGGUCCUGUCAUCCGCUAUGUAGCAAAACUCUGUGGAGCAUUUACGUUUUAUUUUGUAUUGUUGGCUGAACGUUUCACGCAUAUAUAAUUAUGGGGUUAUAUAUAUCGAUUUUUAUUUGUGUUAAAAAUCAGGGGCAUGACAAAAUGGCUAGAAUUUCAGAAAAUGGAAAGAGAUGGUUGAGUUGUAUCUUGGCUUUCAGGGUAUUGACAUAUGUUUAAGAGAACCUGAGCCCCUUAUAAAUGACCAAAGUACUGAUCAGGAUGUCGCCAAGCAUAGAGAAUGACAUAUAGAGCCGACAUAAUGACCAAAUUGAUCUUGAAACAGACCAUGUCACCUAUUGUGAGGGGUAGUGUCGCUGAGCAAGAGGCCGCAUUAGAGUAUAUGACUGCUAUCGGCCUUAAAUUCAAGGAGACUGAAAAGGUUGAGAUCCACCUACUGUUAGAUAAGUUGAUAAAGACUAAGUAUGAAGCUUCUGGUAGUGUAAGAGAACACAUUAUGAGUAUCAUGCAUACCACCACUAGACUUCGGGACUUAAAUGUUGCUUUUUCUGAUGCUUUCAUUAUUCAUAUUUGUUUUGAAAAUCUCCCUGCUAGCUUUGUGCCUCUUAGAACAGCUUAUUUUGCUCAAAAGGAGCAGUGGGACUUGAAUGAGUUAAUUGCAAUCUGUGUGCAAGAAGAGGAACUGCUUAAGAGAGACAAGUCUAUUUCUGUGAAUUUAGUCAAUAAACCAAACUGGAAGGGUAAGAACAAGGCUUCAGGGUCUAAUACAGUAGUUGCAAGUGAGGGAACUAGUGGGAACAAAGCAGUGAAACUUGGCCCCAAGAAAUUCAGUGGAAAGGGUAAGAAAUCUGGAAAUUUUAAGUGCUUUUUCUGCAAAAAGGAAGGGCAUAUCAAGAAGAAUUGUAAGGGGUUUAAGGACUGGCUUGUGAAAAAGGGACUUUCUAACAAAGAGGGCCCCAAAGAAAAAUGAGGUGAACAUCUCAGUAGGGAAUGGCAUGGGAGUAGCAGUGAAGGCGAUAGGCACAGUCAAACUGCUUUUAGGAUCUGGUCUUAGCUAUGUUUUGGAAAACGUUUUUUAUAUUCCCUCUAUGAAGAGGAAGUUGAUUUCAGUAGCUUGCUUAGUUAGGAGUGGAUGUACUUUUUCCAUCAACCUUGAAGGAAUA